Molecule: messenger RNA, 2628 nt
Organism: Guyanagaster necrorhizus
Lineage: Eukaryota; Fungi; Basidiomycota; Agaricomycetes; Agaricales; Physalacriaceae
Product: ATP dependent DNA helicase
Exons: 5
Coding region: 22-2532 (836 amino acids)
Biological process (GO): DNA replication; DNA strand elongation involved in DNA replication; mitotic DNA replication initiation
Cellular component (GO): MCM complex; nucleus
Molecular function (GO): ATP hydrolysis activity; single-stranded DNA helicase activity; ATP binding
Source: RefSeq, a predicted model, not a curated record
CUCUUUUCUCAUCUUGCCACCAUGCUCGACGACACGCCUAUCCCCGACGACCAGCAUCGCGACAGGAGCCGUAUUUUCGAAGAGUUUCUUGACUCUGAAUCUGAUAUCUACAACUACAAAGAUGAUAUUUACAGAAUGCUUCGGAUGGACCAGACGCGUCUUAUCGUUAAUAUCGACGACCUCCGCGACUACAGGCGUGAAUUCGCAGACGGUCUGCUCAAGCAUCCAGUAGACUACCUGCCGGCCUUUGACGACGCACUUUCCGCCAUUGUUUCCCGUGUUCAUGAUCCUCAAAAGCACGAGAUCGAGAACAAGAGCUACUGUAUAGGAUUCAGUGGUUCCUUCGGUGACCACCAUGUCACCCCUAGAACUCUCCAUGCCGCCCAUCUUGGAACCAUGAUAUCCUUAGAAGGAAUCAUAACUCGUUGUUCCCUCGUGCGUCCCAAGAUGCUCAAGUCGGUGCACUAUUGCCCCGAAACACACCUUUUCCAUUCGCGAGAAUAUCGUGACGCGACAUCCUCCAGCUCAAACCUUCCACCUACGUCGUCUGUUACUCCACAGACCGACGAUGAUGGACAUCUCCUUCAAACCGAAUACGGUCUUUGCGUCUUCCGUGACCACCAGCGGAUCAGCAUCCAAGAGAUGCCUGAGCGUGCACCUGCAGGCCAAUUACCUCGUAGUACUGACAUAAUAUUGGACGAUGAUCUAGUAGAUAAAUGCAAGCCAGGUGAUCGAAUCCAACUGGUUGGGAUGUAUCGUAGUGUUGGUGGUGGGUCCAGUGGGGCAUUCAAGUCCUUGAUUCUUGCCAACAAUAUCAAUCUUCUGUCUUCCAAAAUUGGUGGUGGCAUUGCGCAAACCCCUCUCACCGAUACAGAUAUUCGCCAGAUCAAUCAACUAGCUAAAAAGUCGGACAUCUUCAGGGAACUCUCAGAAUCUCUUGCGCCAUCCAUUUGCGGUCAUGAAUAUAUCAAAAGGGCCAUCCUUCUUCUACUACUGGGCGGUGCAGAAAAAAAUCUGCCGAAUGGUACACAUAUCCGUGGUGACAUCAAUUUGCUGAUGGUUGGCGAUCCCUCUACGGCUAAAUCGCAGCUCCUGAGGUUCGUGCUCGGCACGGCACCUCUUGCUAUUGCAACUACAGGUAGAGGGAGCUCUGGAGUUGGUCUGACCGCGGCUGUGACAACAGAUCGCGAUACAGGAGAACGGCGUCUAGAAGCUGGUGCCAUGGUUCUGGCUGAUCGUGGUGUGGUAUGUAUCGAUGAAUUUGACAAGAUGUCGGACAUCGACAGGGUAGCCAUCCAUGAAGUUAUGGAGCAACAGACAGUUACUAUUGCCAAAGCUGGAAUCCAUACAAGUUUGAAUGCUAGGUGUAGUGUUGUAGCCGCUGCCAACCCUAUCUACGGCCAGUACGAUAUCCACAAAGAUCCUCAUAAAAACAUCGCACUCCCGGAUUCUCUUCUCUCUCGUUUCGAUCUCCUCUUCAUUGUGACAGACGAUGUCGAUGAAAAACGCGACCGACAAAUUGCCGAUCACGUCCUGCGUAUACAUCGGUAUCUACCUCCUGGUGUCGAAGAAGGCACUCCGUCUCAAGACAAUCUAUCUCAACCUCUAUCCGUAGAUGGACCCUCCAACGCUCCAACUGACAAUGAGGCCGACAGCAGUCCUUACGAGAAAUUUGAUCCAUUGUUGCACAUCGGUGUUGCGGCCUCUAAUGCCGGCCGAAAAACGCGUAGUCAAACGGCAGCGCAGGCUGCUCAGACGCAGGUCCUCAAACUGUCCUUCGUGAAGAAAUAUAUACAGUAUGCGAAAAGCAAAGCGGCACCGGUUUUGACGAAGGGUGCAGCAGACCACAUCGUUCAGGUAUACGCCACCCUUCGAAACGAAAUCAUGGAGGGGAAUAAUAAAAGAACUUCGCCGCUGACUGCACGUACUUUGGAGACACUGAUUCGUCUGGCUACGGCGCAUGCUAAGGCCCGCCUGUCUGUCAAGGUUGAGCAUCAGGAUGCGAAACAAGCUGAAGAAAUCAUGCGGUUUGCCCUCUUCAAGGAAGUUCCCAAACGUCAGCGCCGAAAGAAGAGAAAGCUCAACAAUGGUGCGGCCGUUCGGAAAGGGACAGAUGACGGGAGUGAUGAAGAAUCCGGUGGCGAAGAGACUGGAGACGAUGAGCCUGCCACCGAGAGGAUGAGUAUGCCCCCUGCGUCUCCUAAGACGACAGGAACAACAGCCGUCCAGGACCCUGUCUGGGGCGACGAGAGUCAAGACGUGACGAUGGUAGCGUCCUCGUCUGGUUCCGCUGCUGUAAGUGGAAAGAUGAGCCCUGAAAGAUACACCUUCUUUCGGUCUCGGGUAUCCAAAUUAUUCGGCUCAAAGCUGCGGGAUGAUGAGUCAGUCUUCCUAAAAGAUCUACUCGAGAUGGUCAACGAGGGCUUGUCCACGGAUAUGCUUUUUGGGACAGCCGAAGCUACAGAAGCAUGUCAGAUCAUGACAGAUGCAGAAGAGCUAAUGCUUAGCGAAGGGAUCAUCUACAAACUUUGAUCUAUGUCUUUCGCAUUACUUAUUUUACGCUGUUUUUAUGCUUUCGAUUUUUAUGAUCUGUUGUUGUAGAACUAACUAUACAUAAUAAUCCCUACG